Molecule: messenger RNA, 3219 nt
Organism: Rhodotorula graminis WP1
Lineage: Eukaryota; Fungi; Basidiomycota; Microbotryomycetes; Sporidiobolales; Sporidiobolaceae
Exons: 21
Coding region: 1-3219 (1072 amino acids)
Biological process (GO): RNA processing
Cellular component (GO): cytosol
Molecular function (GO): mRNA binding; protein binding
Source: RefSeq, a predicted model, not a curated record
AUGGCGGCCAACGCGCAGGACCCGCAGGUCCAGGCCUACAGCGCCCUCCUCGAGCAGCUUAACGCUGCGCCGCACGACCGCAGCCUGCACGAGCAGCGCAUCGCCCUCGCGCGCGCGCUCACUGAUGAGCAGGAGGUCGAGCAGGCGAGGAACGGGCUCGCACAGGUGUAUCCGCUCAGCCAAGCCGAGUGGACGGCUUGGCUCGACGACCGCAAGGCGGCCCUCCCGAAUCCGCCAACCGACGACGUCGCGCCCUACCUCGAGCUCGUAGAGCUGUACCGCAGAGCCAGCAGGGACCACCUCUCCAUUCCGCUCCUCGUCUCGUGGUCGCAGUGGACCACUGCCAAGUACUACCUGUCGCAGGGCCUCUCGCCGGCACCGCCACCAGCAGACGCCGACGACGAGGACGCCGCCAUGGAGCCGGCGAGCCGCAAGGUCGGCGAGCCGGACGAGCUGCUUGGCGUCGUCUUCUCGCUCGAGGAGGUCCGCGGCGUCUGCGACGAGGUGCUCAACGUUGCUGGAGCGCACAUUGCCGAGAGCUCCAAGGUCUGGUCGCUCUGGCGCGACUUCGAGAUGGACCUCCUCAAGCUCGACCCUUCGCCCGAUCAGCUCCUCCAGGUCGAGCAGAUGUACCUCGCUCGCCUCAAGGUUCCGCAUCUCGACAUCGCCGAGACGUUUUCGGCCUACUCGUCGUUCGUGACCAACUUUGACAACGAGAACUACGACAAGAGCUUGCCUGCCGCCAACAAGAUCUUCAGCGCGACGGCCAAGAAGGCCGACGAGCGCUACCCCGAGGAGGAGAAGCUCAAGGCGGCCGGCUACAGCCCGCAGGCGUACCUCGACUACGUCUCGUGGGAGCGCGAGGUCAAGCGUCCCGACACGCCGCUCGUCAAGGGCAUCUUUGAGCGCGCCGUCGCCGACCACCCGACCGAGAUUGACCUGUGGGACGAGUACCUUGGCUUCCUCCACAAGAUCCCCGAGAAGGACUCGAACCUGCGCGACGUGUCCGAGAAGGCGAUCCGCAACCUCCCGACGUCGACCUCGCUCUGGACUGCCGCCAUGCGUGUCGCUGAGAAGCUCGGUCUCGGCGCCGAGGAGGUCGAGGCGCUCUUCCAGCGCGCGCUCGCGACGGGCUACUUCUCCAAGGACAUGGACGCGACCGUUGCCCUGUACCACGCCCGCGCGAGCUACUACCGGCGCGAGAUGGACCGCAACGCGACCGACGACGGUCCCGACGCGCAACUCGCAGGACUCGCUAUCGGCGUGCUGCAGGAGGGCAUCGAGUCGACCAAGAAGGUCACCAAGAAGGGCGGCGACCCUCAGUUCCGCCUCGAGAAGUUCCUCAUUCGCAUCUACGAGCGCUUCCAAAUGUUGAGCGAGGCGCGCGCCAUCUGGGAGGACCUGUGCAAGACCCGCCAGUACUCGUACGCCGUCUGGUACGGCCACGCCGACUUUGAGACCCGCAUGGGCGACUACGCUCGCGCGCACCAGGUCUACACGCAGGGCUGCGCCGUCAAGGGCCUCGACUACCCCGAGUUCCUGCUCGAGGCGUGGCUCACGUUCGAGAACGAGUACGGCGUCCUCGCCGACGUCGAGUUUGCGCUCGUCAAGGCCAAGAGGCAGCGCAAGGGCCUCGAGAAGCGGCGCGCGAGGGAAGCAGCAGACGCCGCCGCCAAGGCCGCCGCCGCCGCGCCCGCACCGGACGCCGACAGCUUCAUCUCGUCGGCGGUCGCGCAAGAACCGGCGCAGGACGGCGUCGACGCGAGCAAGAAGCGCGAGCGCAGCCCGCAAGACGAGUCGGCGCCGGCGCAGGGCGCCAAGAAGGUCCGGGUCGAGGCGCCCGAGCCGGCCGGCGAGCCCAAGCGCGACCGCGAGCACUCGACCGUGUUUGCCAUCAGCUCGGGCGAGAUGAGCGAGGAGGACGUCCGCAAGCUGUUCCGCGACUGUGGCGAGAUCCGCGAGCUGCACGUCAAGUCGAUCGACGAGCGCACCUACGCCCAGAUCGAGUUUGUCGACAAGGAGAGCGUCCUCGCGGCGCAGACCAAGGACAAGAAGCGCAUCAACGACCUCGAGACCGAGGUCCACAUCGCCUGGCAGUCGUGCCUGUACGUGACCAACUUUCCCGAGUCGUUCGACAAGGCCGCCCUCGAGCAGCUGUUCAGCAAGUACGGCACCAUCUUCGACACGAGGUGGCCGAGCAAGCGCUUCAAGAACACGAGGCGGUUCUGCUACGUCCAGUUCGCCAACCCGGCACACGCGCAAGCUGCCCUCGAGCUGCACGGCACCGAGCUCGAGCCCGGCCACGCCCUGUCGGUCCUCAUCUCGGACCCGUCGCGCAAGAAGUCGCGCUCGGACGCCGGCGCCCACCAGCGCGAGCUCUACGUCGCGUCACUCGCCAAGUCGGUCAAGGAGGGCGACCUGCGCAAGCUGUUUGAGCCGUUCGGCACCGUCACGGGCGUCCGCAUCCCGCAGGACGACAAGGGCUUGUGCAAGGGCUUUGCCUUUGUCGAGUUCGAGAACGACGCGUCGGCGCAGGAGGCCCUGUCGCUCAACAACCACGAGCUCAAGAAGCGCCACAUGUCGGUCACGAUCGCCCAGGCGCGCCAGGCCGGCACGGGCAAGUUUGCGUCGCAGCCCGAGCGCCGUGUCGAGACGGAGAACCGCGGCGUGCGUGUGCGGGGCCUCGCGAGCGACACGCAGGAGGCCGUCAUCCAGCAGGAGUUUGAGAAGCUCGCGCCCGUCCGGAGGGUCAACUACGUCGCCGGCACGACCGAGGCCGUCGUGCUGCUCGAGAAUCCGGCGGACGUCGGCAAGGUCCUCAUGCAGCGCGAGUCGCUCGUCAUCGGCGGCCAGCAGGUGACGCUCCUCGCCGAGGGUCGCCAAGCUCGUGCUGCAGCAGGCGGUGCCGGCGGAGCGAGGAAUGGCUCGCCCGGCGGCGGCGGCGGUGGCGCAGGUUCGGGCGACGGGCCGGGCGAGCUCCCGAUGAUGCCCCGGCAGGCGACGCGCAGCCGUGGCCGUGUCGGGCUCGUCGGCACGAGGGGCCGCGGCGGACGAGGAGGCCGGCUCGGAAUCGGCUCGGGGAGGAGCGUCGGGUCGCUCGCGGCGCAGGGUCAGGCCGGCGGCGACGCGACGAUGGCGGGUCCAAGCGGCGAGAAGCCCGCCGAGGGCGGAAAGAGCCAGGACGACUUCCGCGCCAUGCUGCUGAAGAAGAAGGAGUAG